AUGGAGGCUCAUUUCCCAGUCAAAGAGGAGUGGUUGGCAGAUGGCGGGAAGGCCGCGCGCGCGCGCUUCCGGGCGCAGUUCGAGACCAUGUGCAAGGACUUCGACAGGGACGUCGUGCUGGAGACGAUGAAGCUGUCCCUCGAGCGGUACCCAACGCUCCACCCGAUGACUCUGCUCUUCCAGGAGGAGCUCAGGACCAUCGCGGCGGAGGCCAGCGGGGAGCCGGCCGAGCCCACGCGCACCACCCGGCGCACCCUCAUGGGCAAGUGGACGGCGGUGCACACCGACCUGCCGCCGCGCGAGCACUGCCUCGCGGUGCACGAGGAGCUCCAGCGGAUCGCCGCGGCCGCGAACCCGAAGUUCGGCGUCCUGCCGGGCCCAAAACACCCCCCCUUCCCCGCGCCGGACUUCUCGGUCGCCGAGUGCUCGCCGAUGUUCCUGGAGUGCACGCCGGUCAGCGACGACGCCGAUGUGGAGCCCCCGGAGGUCGUGCUGCGCUACGUGCGCGGGACGCUCAUCGUCGACCCGGACCAGCGGGGCAGCACGGCCGUCCUGGUGGUCGAACACGCGUCGGUGCUCGGGGACGCGCGCGCGCUGUUCGCGAAGGGCGCGACGCUGACGAUCAUGCAGCCCGCGCUGGCGGAGUUCGAAGCGAACGAGGUCCCGCACCCUGAGAUGCCAAACAUCAGCAAGCUGCACCUGAGCCUGGUCGCGGAGAACCCCAGGAAGGUGGUGUUCACGGACGGCCUGACGCCGCUGGACGCGGAGGGGUGGGUCGAGGAGGGCGACGACAUGAUGGCGAAGCAGCUCGUGCCGGAGGCGCCCCUGUUUUACGAGCUCGCGGUCAGGAGCGCAGACCCCCACCACCUGCUGUCGAGCACGAUGCUCAACAUGUCCGCGGCGUACCUCGCGACCGGCGAGCACCACGCCGCGCUCGCGAUGGCGCUCGCGGGCCACGCCGUCGACGCCGCCAACCCCAAGGCGUUCUUCCGCGCCGGCUGCGCCCUCGCGGAGAUGUCGCAGCACUGGGCGGCGCUCGCCGCGUUCGAACAGGCGCGCGACGCCGGCGCGGGCGCCGACGCCGACGUGCAGCGCCACAUCGAGCGCGCGCGGCAGGCGGCGGAGGGCACGACCCGCCCCGACGGCCCGUUCGCGCAGCUCGCCCUGCGUCAGGUCGUCGAGGGGUACAAACCGGGGGAUGUGUUGUUCGAGAAGCAGGACCGCGUUCCCCGCCCGGCGGCGCUGCGCUCCCCCGCGGCGCGGCUGGAGGCGAUGCGCAAGGCCAAGGAGGAGGGCAACGGGUACUAUCGCAUCAAGAAGUACAACGAGGCGUUGCGUGCGUACGGCGCAGUGCUGGCGAGCGCGAAGCCCGUUGCCGGCGCGCUGGGGAAGCUGUCGCGAUGCCGCGGCAUGCUGUCGCGCGAGCGCGACGACCUGCUGGCGGCCGCGCUCGCCGCGCUGGCGGGCAUGGCGAUCGACGCGACGUGCGAGAGCGCAAAGGUGCACUUCGUGCAGUGCCUGAUGCACCUCGACGGGUUCGCCAAGGCCGCGAAGGCCACGCCGGCGUACAAGGUGUUCCAGGCGGCGCGCCGCGAGCGCACGGCGCAGGCGGCGGCGGCGGCGGCGGCGGAGUCGGGCGCCAACGCGGCUCACGCUGCGAACGAGGACGCUGGCUCGCCGCAGACGAUCAAGAACUCGCCUGCGCCGUCCCCGGCAGCGGCCGACCGCGGCGGCAGCGACAGCGACAGCGACAUGCCCGGACUCGUCCCCUUCGACGACGCGCCGCCCUCGAGCGAGCGCAACGGCGCCGUGUCGGCAGCCAGCAGCGACAACGACAGCGACGUCGAGGUCAAAGCGUUCGACCCGCUCGGCCUGCUGUCCGAGGCCUCACCGAUGCAGUCUGCCCUGAAUGCGUUCAACGACAUCCUGGACGACAUGGCCGAGGCCAGGGCGUCGACAGCGCAUCGCGAGGGCCCGCAGACGACCGUCCGGGAGGAGGCGGAGCGCGCGACGGAAGCCGCUGCGGAGAAGGUGGCCGAGGUCGACGACGGCGCGGUGUCUGCCACCAGCAGCGACGAUGGGGCUGUGUCGGUCGCAAGCAGCGACGACGGCGCGGUGUCGGCUACCGGCAGCGACGAUGGGGCUGUGUCGGUCGCAAGCAGCGACGACGACAGCGAGGUCGAGGUCAAAGUGUCCGACAUAAUUGACCAGCUGUCCUCGGUGUCCCUGACUGACCUCCCCGCCGGUGCGCUCGACGGCGUGAUCGAGACCCUGACGACCAACAUCGAAACGGCGGAGCGCCAGACGAAAGAGUGCCGCCAGAUCCUGCGGAAGAUCGUCAGACAGGCGCACGCCGCGCGCCAGGCGCAGGCGCAGGCGUCCGGCGCGGCGGCGGCCGAGGAGGAGCAGGACGAGUCGCACUUGUUCAACUCUACGUUCGCGGACCGCCUGCCCGCGCUGCUGGCCACCCUGCGGCAGAAUAAGUCGGUGUUCCGCCAGUACGGAAUCCAGGGUGUGCUGCUCAACCUGCCCCGGAAGGACAUCGUGCGGUUCGACAAGGAGUUCGCAGCGGCGGGCCUGUGGCCCGAGGGCAUCGACAAGAAGACGUGGCAGGCGCGGAUCGCGGCGGCGUACAAGAUGCAGGGCAUGCAGGCGGUGCAUGAUGUCGGGGCGCUCGUCUGCCCCGGGAAGAUCGCGAGGGAGGCGAUCGCGCGGUUCCUGCCCGAGCGGAUCGGCGUCGCGGAAUUCGGCGACGAGCACCGGUGGUGGAUGGACAGCGCGACGCUGCCGGGGGACGUGCUGCACGAGCACCGCCGUGUGUCUGACGGGCGCGCCGUGGCCGCGCACGAGGGCCUGCCGGUGUUCGCGGCGUUCGUCGGCGCGCCCGCGGCGCUGGGCGCGGCCGAGGUGUGCGUGGCGGUCGGCGCGACGGACCUGACGUGGCUCGCAACGUCCCUGGUAGGGGGGGUGUCGCCAAACGCCGAGAAGGCCGGCGCGCUGCGGUACGUGGCGUUCGAGGACUCGGCGUACGCUGCGGCGAAGAUGAUGGUCAUCGCGGAGAUGCUCCGGCACGCCGCGGCGCGCCUGCUGCCGGGGGAGCGCGUCUCGGACGACGUCGUGCGCGCCGUCGUCGAGGCAUGGUGGAGCUCGUCGUGGACCCAGGACACGCACGACCGCUUCCAGCAAGCCGCCGCGGCCCUCAAGUUCUCCGACCUCGCGCAGGAGGAGGACGCGUCCGACGCGAACGCCGUCCACGGUGACGUCAGGCGCGUGAUGCAAUCCUGGCUGGUCGAGACCAUCAUCGACCGGCCGCAUGCGGAGGCGGAGGCGCACCGGGCGUUCCGCCAGACGCGGGAGUUCAGCUGCGCGAUGCCCGUGGGCGACUGGAAGUCGUCGCGCGACACCAACGCGCUCAUCCGUUACAUGCUGACGGGGGCGGUGUACGACGGUCCCGCGGCGCACGCCAGCGUGACGAUGUUCGGCGAGGACGAGCCGUCCAUGCCGGCCACGGCGACCUUCAUGCAGGCGCUGUCGAACGCGGAGCUCGCGGCCGCGUUCGAAGCCGUGGGCGACGACGCGAGCGUGGUCGAGGCGGCGCGGUGGGCCGUCGAGCGCAAGGUCAGGGCGCUGGUCGACGCGGUCGCGGACGGGACGGUCCGCGUCGACGUGCGCUACACCGGCGAGCUGGGCUGGGAUGCGUUGCAGAGGCUCGCGGACGACGUCGGGCGGAUGGGCCCAAGCGUAGUGGUGUGGGGCGACAGGGUGGCCGACUCGUUCGGGACGCUGGACUGGAAGGAAGUGCUGGACCGCUGCUCGCGGCCGCUGGGCACGAAGCACUUGAUCAACAGCGGCAAGUGGGCGAACCAGACGUACGGCACGCACAUGAUCGACUACCGCAAGCUGGGCACCCCGGAGCACCUUGCCAAGAUGAUCUACGAGGCACAGACGUGGAUCAAGCAGCAGUACAAGGGCGACUGGCGCGCUGCGCGCCUCGUCGCGCCCCCGGUAGACUGCAUGCGGGUGCUGACGCAGAGCCAGCUGACGAGCGUCUGGCACGAGGUCUUCGCCCGCGCGCACUGCGAGGAGGCGCUCGAUGUCCCGGAGGACAAGUGGGCGGUGGCGCAGCCGCCGGAGCACUCUGUGUUCCGCAGCUGUCACGCGCUGAUGACGAUGGAGGUGGAGUGGCGCAAGCCGGCGACGAAGGCGGCGAAGAAGAAGAAGAAGAAGAGGGGGACGAAGUGA
Pedinophyceae sp. YPF-701 is the source of this 4242-nucleotide messenger RNA. NCBI's taxonomy places the organism in Eukaryota, Viridiplantae, Chlorophyta, Pedinophyceae. The record is from the annotation of a GenBank genome assembly.